Molecule: messenger RNA, 1795 nt
Organism: Labrus mixtus (cuckoo wrasse)
Lineage: Eukaryota; Metazoa; Chordata; Actinopteri; Labriformes; Labridae
Gene: tsen2
Product: TSEN2 tRNA splicing endonuclease subunit
Exons: 12
Coding region: 268-1470 (400 amino acids)
Biological process (GO): tRNA-type intron splice site recognition and cleavage; tRNA splicing, via endonucleolytic cleavage and ligation
Cellular component (GO): tRNA-intron endonuclease complex
Molecular function (GO): nucleic acid binding; tRNA-intron lyase activity
Source: RefSeq, a predicted model, not a curated record
GGAACACGUGAAGCCGAGAGGAGACGUCGGACACAUAUAUGUGUUGCACCGCAACGUCCGACAGCAAAACAAAUCCGACUGGAGGUUUUUCUGAAUGAAUGAAAUCAACACGUUUUUUAAAAAAGGAGCGUCUGUUAAAAAGUCUACAUGCUAACAUGCUAACAGGCUAAUAUCCCUUAAACCUAACAGCAGCGUCUCUUGAAACAUCAACACAGGACUGACAGACCUCCGACCCGGUCUGGUUCGGUCCCAGCCGGUCCCGGAGGUAUGCAGGCGGAGUUCCGGGCUCCUCGGAGACGACCCCGGGUCUAUGAGGACUACGAGGCUCCGCUGCCGGUGACCCACAGCCCGGAGGAGAGGAGCGACUUCCGGGCGGAGCUCAUCAACCAACACGUGCUGGUCUGUCCUCAGGACCACAUCCAGAAGAUCCACAACCAGGGUUAUUUCGGUAAAGGGAUCCUGUCCAGAGCCAGACCAGACCACAGCAUCUCCAACCAAUGGGAGCAACACGAAGGUGUGAUGCUACCUGUCAUCUCCCAGUCCAGGUACGACGAGCUCCUCAAGUGGGCGGGGGCCACUCUUUCUGCUCAGGGCUUGGACGAAGACUCUGUCAAUCAAACCCUGCUCAGGAUUUCUCAGCCGGUAGACAUGGAGGACGUGAGGAGGAGGGUUGGAGGAGGGGAGAAUGGGGAGGAGCCUGGAGCAGAGGGAGGAGUCUGUCCUCUCACAAAGAGGCCAAUUGUGGGGUCAGAGGUCGAGCAGGAGACCGAGAGAAGCUGCAGGUUCAGGAGUCCAGAACCCGACCCUGACCCCAGCUCUGACUCCGACUCUGACCCCGGUUCAGUUCCUGACCCUUUGGUUCCAAGUCCAGGAUUUGUCCUCGUGUUCUCAGGCAGUGGGGAGUGUGAGGUGGUGAAGGAGGUCCGACGGUCUCCGCUGUCUCUCACAGAGUACCUGCAGCUCAGUCUGGAGGAGGCCUUCUUCCUGGUCUACAGUCUGGGCUGCCUGUCUGUCUACCUGCACCAGGAGCCCCUGUCAAUCCUCCAGCUGUGGAGGAAGUUCAGGUCCCUGCGGCCCGACUUCAUCAGCACCUACGCAGCCUAUCAGCACUUUCGAAGCAGGGGGUGGGUCCCUAAAGUAGGGGGCGGAGCCAAGUACGGCGUUGACCUCAUGUUGUACAGGAAAGGCCCGCCUUUCUACCACGCCAGUUAUUCUGUGGUGAUUGAGCGAGCCGAUGAUGAGUUCAGGGGCUCGGGGCCACGUCCGUUUUCGUGGCGCUCUCUGGCCGCUCUCAGCAGAAUCACCUCCAACGUCUCCAAGGAGCUGAUGUUUUGUUACAUCAUCUAUCCAGCCGACCUAUCAGACGCUGAGCUGGAUUCACCUGCGUGUGUGAGCAGACUGAAGGUUCAGGAAGUGAUCGUCAGCAGGUGGGUUUCCUCCAAAGAGCGGGCGGAGCAGGACGACAUCUGACUGGAGAAUUCAGAAACUGAUGAUGUCACUGGGGGGGGGGGGGGACGCACAGUAAUGAUGUCAUACAGAGGCUGGUGACAUCAGACGGUCGAACGUGAAUAAAAAUCUUUUUUCAUGGACAAAUCAGACAAAAAGGGGACGACACACAGAGACUGAAUGUGAAAGCUCAGAUGUCUGAGGGUCCUUGAACACAGCAGCUGGCUGGUUUCAGUUUCACAGUGAGGUCAAAGUUCAGGUGAUGAAGCUGUGAUGUUUACUUCUCACUUCCUGAAGCCGAGGAGGAGCGCCUUCAUGAUACACAGCCAAUAAAAGAGUCUCACACACA